AUAUACUUGGUAUGCCGUUAUGAGUCCUUUUCGCGACAGAUUUGAUAUAAUUCACGAUAGGCGGUUUUGUGACUGAUAUGAUAAUGUACAUUUGGACCAGCAAUACAAGGUUGAUAUAACUUCCGUUUACAAGAAUGGGUGCGUCUUCGAGCAAGAAUGAAGAAAACAGAAAUGACGGAGAAGAUGGAGGAAGACGUUUAUGGAGCGAUUCCAAAAGUGAAUUAGAUGACGAAGCAGUUGGAGGAAGACGUUUAGGAAACGAGUUCAUAAGUUAUUUAGAUGACGGAGCAGUUGGAGGAAGACGUUUAGGGAGCGAGUCCAAAAGUGAUUUAAAUGACGAAGCAGUUGGAGGAAGACGUUUAGGAAGCGAGUUAAUAAGUUAUUUAGAUGACGGAGCAGUUGGAGGAAGACGUUCAUGGAGCGAGUCCAAAAGUGAUUUAAAUGACGGAGAAGUUGGAGGAAGACGUUUAGGGAGCGAGUCCAAAAGUGAAUUAGAUGACGGAGAAGUUGGAGGAAGACGUUUAGGGAGCGAGUCCAAAAGUGAUUUAGAUAUUCACAUCGUACGAGCGUUGUACGAUUUUGAUGCUAUACACGAUGACGAUCUCAGUUUCAAAAAAGACGACAAGUUCAAUGUAGAAGAGAACACUGCACCAAACUCUGAUUGGUGGGUAGCCACACAUAUCUCGACGGGCCAGAAGGGCUACAUACCCAGUGAUUAUGUUAUCAAGGACGACAACUCUCCACAGUCGCAAGACUGGUGGUACGAUGUAAAGAGGACGGAGGCCGACAUUCAACUGUUGUUCCCUGAAAACCCAACGGGAACUUUUCUAGUCAGAUGGAGAACAUGUUGUACGGCCAUAAGAUCCGUUUCAACUUAUAGAGACCAAAUGAUCUUAUCCGUAAGAACCUCUGAAUCGAAGUCAAACGAUGCCUGCGUGAAGCACUACAGGAUCCACCGACUGGAUAACGGAUGCUUCUUCAUUAGUAAUAAGAAAACCUUUGACAAUAUGUUGGAUCUUAUCUUGCAUUACCAAAAUGGCGCUAAUGGGCUGUGUUGUAAACUGGAUGUCCCGUGUCCGAAGAUCCGACCAAUGGUGCAGUUCCGUGAACUAGAUGUUUCACGGAACUAUGUGAAACUUCAGAAGAAGCUGGGCAGCGGAUACUUCGGAGAGGUGUGGGCGGGUAAAUGGCGUGACAUAGUAGAUAUUGCGGUGAAAACACUUAAGCCGAGUAAGAUGACACCAGAAGCAUUCCUGGAGGAAGCAGAACUAAUGUAUAAUCUGCGUCACAAGAAGCUUCUCCUUGUGAUGGCAGUGUGCGCGAAGUCAAAGCCGAUCUGGGUCAUCACAGAGCUCAUGGCGAAAGGUACACUGCUGGAUUACCUUCGGAAGGAUGGGGGAAAUACCAUCACGUUUAAUAUCAUAACUCACCUGGCCGAACAGAUCGCUGAUGGCAUGGCGUUUUUGGAAGCCAGGAACUUCGUACAUUUCAACCUUCGGGCGGCCAACAUUCUGAUUGGCGAGCAUUAUGAGGUGAAGGUGGCAGACUUUGGUCUCGCUCGCGUCUUUGAGGAAGAUAUCUAUGAAGCACAUGAAGAUAUAAUGUUUCUUAUAAAAUGGAAUGCCCCCGAGGCUGCAGGAGGUCGUAAAUUCAGUAUCAAGUCAGAUGUAUGGUCGUAUGGUGUUCUGCUCUAUGAAUUGAUCACAUGUGGCCGUGAACCAUACCCAGGUAUGAAAGGUAACGAGGUGCUCAACCGUGUGGAGAAGGGUUACCGUAUGCCCCGCCCCACGGACGGCCUAAUUCCCUGCCCUGAACCCUACCACGAGCUCAUGCUGAAGUGCUGGAACCGCUCGCCCGAUACACGACCAACCUUCGCUUUCCUUCUGGACUUCUUUGAAAACUAUGUGUCUUACACAGAAAGGACCAAAUUACCAAUAGAAAGCCAAAACGAUUGACAAUAAUGUGUAUUAUAUUAUUUUAAAUGAAGAAAACGAACAACCAAAACUAAAAUGUCUUAAUGAAUCUGUUUGAAUUAGUAAAACAUUGCUGAUUAAUCAAAUUGAAUAAUAAGACCUAUUGAAGUAUAUGUAAACAAAGUGUAUGUAACUCCCUUAAAUUUUUAAAACAUAUUAAUUUAAUGCUGUUGAUUGUAAGCUUCUUCCUACAUAUUAAAACAUAUUUCUCUUCUGGUAUGUUAUAACAUGUCCUAUCUUGUAAUUAUAUAUAUUAUAUUAAAGUACCUUCAUCUACAAUUUCCUUCACUUAAAAUGUUAUGAAGGCUAAAUAAAGUUAUAGAUUUAUAGUAUAAACUUAUUAGAUUGUCUUGCUACCACAGUUCAUUUAAGACAUAAGCUUUUUAAAACAUAUUUUUAACUGAUUCUACAAUACAUGUAUUGUUUAAAUGCUUCUUUUUCGCUGUCGCGUGCGUGUUAAAUUUUGAUUGGAAUAGAGUUAAGUUUUUUAUCAUAUCAGGCAUUGUUAUGGACUGGGAAGACAUAUAUGCAAAGUUCGGUUAUAUUUUAGUUUAAUGAAGUUGUGCUUGGUUCAUAAACGUUGUCUGUACCUUUGUAAACUUGUUUGUAAAAUCAUUUUGAAAGCAUCAAUAUACGUAAAUGCAUGUUUAAAUUCAAUACCUCAUAAUACACAUGAUGAAACACACACACACACAUAAAUAUAUUUAAAUAGCCUUCUUUAAAAAUAAAUAAUACAUAAUUGA
This is a messenger RNA of Dreissena polymorpha, 2716 nucleotides long. RefSeq names its product tyrosine-protein kinase SRK3-like. Gene Ontology annotation, biological process: cell surface receptor protein tyrosine kinase signaling pathway; cell differentiation; protein phosphorylation. NCBI's taxonomy places the organism in Eukaryota, Metazoa, Mollusca, Bivalvia, Myida, Dreissenidae. Gene Ontology annotation, cellular component: extrinsic component of cytoplasmic side of plasma membrane. The record is from RefSeq and is a predicted model, not a curated record. The coding region runs from base 135 to 1955 and encodes 606 amino acids. Gene Ontology annotation, molecular function: ATP binding; signaling receptor binding; non-membrane spanning protein tyrosine kinase activity. The transcript has 18 exons.